UUCCAUAGUUUUCAACGAAUAGACUAUACAUGUUUUCAACGAUUAGAUCGCCCUCUUUUAUCGAUACAAUAUUUACAACUUAAAAAAUAACUUUUUUAAUUCAUUCUUAUUAUCUUCUUUUUUAGUUCUGAAUUUUUGUAUCAAUCAUAUUUUAUUUAUGCAAUUCAAGUGAAAAACAAAGUCAACGACAGUAUUUACUUUAUCAACUUUCAAUGACAGUUUUAGAAUAUAAACAAAUGGAUACGAAUAAUGCAAAAACAAAUGAAAAUGAAACGUCUUCAGAAAGUUUGCCAACUAAAAUUCAAUUUAAAAAGAAAAAAAGAAACAUUCCGCUAAGAAAUCGUAUUACGAACUCUGAUGAAAGUGACGAUGAAGAAAAAGACUCAUCAGUAUGGAGUAAAGUGGAAGAAGCCAAAGAAAUACAGAAACUUCGAGAACGACCAAACGGAGUCCAUGUCAUUGGCCUUGCUCUUGGUGAAAAAAUUGCACCAGAAAUAAUAGCAACUACUACUGAUCCAUUUAAUAUUAAAACCGGAGGAAUGGUUAAUAUGACAGCAUUGAAAAAUGCUAAAGUAAAACAAGAUGAUGCUUAUGAUACUGGAAUUGGAACUCAAUUUAACGCAGAAACCAAUAAACGUGACGAAGAUGAAGAAAUGGUGAAAUACAUAGAAGAAGAAUUGUUGAAGAGAAAAAAAAAUAAAAACAAUGAACAUGCGAAUAAUCAAUCUGAUAAUGAUAAAAAAGUUUACUAUUCACCGGAAGAAGCAGCUCUACAAGCUGUUCCUGAACACUUAAGACAAAGCUCAACUCAUAAAAGUGAAGAGAUGCUUUCUAAUCAAAUGCUUUCUGGCAUUCCAGAAGUUGAUUUAGGAAUAGAAGCUAAAAUAAAAAAUAUCGAAGCAACAGAGGAAGCUAAAUUAAAAUUACUUUGGGAAAAGCAUCGAAAGAAAGAUGGACCUUCACCAUUUGUUCCUACAAACAUGGCAGUAAAUUUUGUACAACAUAAUCGAUUUAAUAUUGACGAAGAUAUGCAGAAAAAACAAGAAUCAAGUAACACAAAAAAAUUAGAUAAUUUUAAAGAAGAUUACAAAGGGAAACGUAAUAAAGAUGCUGCAGAAAAAGCUACUGAUGAUUAUCAUUAUGAGAGGUUUAAAAAACAAUUCAGGAGAUUUUAAUUAAUCAAAUUGUAAUAUAAACUGUCAAUUGUAAUAAAUUAAAUAUAUAUUUAUGGUAUUAUAACAACCAAA
Chelonus insularis is the source of this 1247-nucleotide messenger RNA. RefSeq names its product telomere length and silencing protein 1 homolog. Bases 213 to 1175 code for a protein of 320 amino acids. Gene Ontology annotation, biological process: mRNA splicing, via spliceosome. The transcript is spliced from 7 exons. The record is from RefSeq and is a predicted model, not a curated record. NCBI's taxonomy places the organism in Eukaryota, Metazoa, Arthropoda, Insecta, Hymenoptera, Braconidae. Gene Ontology annotation, cellular component: spliceosomal complex.